GAAAAGCCAUUCGGGGAAAUUUAAGGCACGUAGAUCUCUAUAAUGGCAGCUCCGCAACCAAAUCAGACCCAGGCAAACGAUGAGCGGGGUAAGGCUGUGGCCGGUUUCCGCGCCAAGGUUUUGGAGCACCGCGAGAUCGAGUCACGUUUGAAGGCAUUGCGGGAAAAGUACAAGAUUCAAAAUGUCAUAUACGAGAAGUCUGAGGAUGAUCUAAAGGCACUCCAGAGUGUGGGUCAGAUGCUCGGGGAGGUCCUGAAGCAGCUCACACCGGACAAUUUUAUCGUGAAGGCUUCGAGUGGGCCGCGUUAUGUGGUCGGAUGUCGGCGGCAGAUAAACAAGGCGAAACUAAAGCCCGGUACGCGAGUCGCUCUCGAUGUGACCACUCUGACCAUUAUGCGCUAUUUGCCAAGGGAAGUGGAUCCCCUGGUCUACAACAUGACCCAUGAAGAUCCGGGCAACGUGAACUAUGCCGAAAUCGGUGGACUUGGUCAGCAAAUCCGUGAGCUUCGCGAAGUCAUCGAAUUGCCUCUGCUUAAUCCGGAAAUAUUCUUACGCGUUGGCAUUAAUCCGCCCAAGGGAUGCCUGCUCUACGGGCCACCUGGCACCGGAAAAACCCUUCUGGCCCGCGCCAUUGCCUCCCAGAUGGACGCUAACUUCCUCAAGGUUGUUUCCUCGGCCAUUGUGGAUAAAUAUAUUGGAGAGAGUGCUCGCCUGAUCCGGGAGAUGUUUGCCUAUGCACGUGACCACCAGCCGUGCAUUAUAUUUAUGGACGAGAUCGACGCCAUCGGUGGUCGUCGCUUCUCUGAGGGAACUUCCGCCGAUCGCGAGAUCCAGCGUACUCUAAUGGAGCUGCUCAACCAGAUGGAUGGAUUCGAUGCUCUUGGGCAGGUGAAAAUGAUUAUGGCCACCAAUCGGCCGGAUACACUGGAUCCUGCUUUGUUGCGUCCAGGACGACUUGACAGAAAACUAGAGAUACCGUUGCCCAACGAAGUCGCACGCAUGGACAUCCUCAAGAUUCACGCCGGACCAUUGUCCAAACGGGGUGAGAUUGAUUACGAGGCUGUGGUAAAGCUUUCGGAUAUGUUUAAUGGCGCCGACCUGCGCAAUAUUUGCACGGAGGCCGGUCUGUUUGCCUUGCGCUGCGAUCGAGAGUAUGUCAUUCAGGAAGAUUUCAUGAAAGCUGUCCGCAAAAUCUCCGACAACAAGAAGCUGGAGUCACGGUUGGACUACAAGCCAAUUUAGUAGUUUAUUGCAACCAUAUCAGUACUGUGUUAUUAAAAGGGAAUCAGUUAGCAUUGUUUCUUAUUACUUUUAACGAAUAAUAACAAUUAUCAAAUAAUCAAUAAAAACUGCGGGCAAAAACACAUAACUGAUAACAUAAGCUGUUAAAUUAAAAUAUAAAGAAAUGCUUCCUGAUUUUAAAGUAAAAAAAAUAAUACAAAAUAUAUGUCACCAAUUUGUGACCAACGCUUUGAAAAAUAUCUCAAAAAGGUUAUGCCAAAAAAAUUUUGUAUUUUUGCAAAAAUAAAGUCAAGAUAUUCCCAUUA
Messenger RNA from Drosophila eugracilis, 1547 nucleotides. RefSeq names its product 26S proteasome regulatory subunit 10B (gene Rpt4R). Gene Ontology annotation, biological process: positive regulation of RNA polymerase II transcription preinitiation complex assembly. Gene Ontology annotation, molecular function: ATP binding; ATP hydrolysis activity; proteasome-activating activity. The transcript has 2 exons. NCBI's taxonomy places the organism in Eukaryota, Metazoa, Arthropoda, Insecta, Diptera, Drosophilidae. Bases 43 to 1242 code for a protein of 399 amino acids. The record is from RefSeq and is a predicted model, not a curated record. Gene Ontology annotation, cellular component: cytosolic proteasome complex; proteasome regulatory particle, base subcomplex.